This is a messenger RNA of Cordyceps militaris CM01, 984 nucleotides long. RefSeq names its product ATP phosphoribosyltransferase. NCBI's taxonomy places the organism in Eukaryota, Fungi, Ascomycota, Sordariomycetes, Hypocreales, Cordycipitaceae. Bases 1 to 984 code for a protein of 327 amino acids. The record is from RefSeq and is a predicted model, not a curated record. Gene Ontology annotation, molecular function: magnesium ion binding; ATP phosphoribosyltransferase activity. Gene Ontology annotation, cellular component: cytoplasm. The transcript has 3 exons. Gene Ontology annotation, biological process: L-histidine biosynthetic process.
AUGGCAGGCAAAGAAACAAACCUCUCAGAACAUCUCUUUCUCACCAAGUUAGCUUCAGACACCGAACAGUACAAAUGCACGGAGGGCCGCCUCAAUGCCGCCACUCUGAACCUACUCGAAGGUGCAGACAUCCAGUUCCGCCGCGAAAACCGCCUCGACAUUGCCCUCGUCAAGAACCUUCCCAUUGCGUUGAUAUUCCUCCCUGCAGCCGAUAUUCCAACUUUUGUUGGCCAAGGUCGCGUUGAUCUCGGUAUCACUGGCUUGGAUCAAGUAAAGGAGUAUGCUGCCGGUGUCAAAACCCACACGCCUGCUUCCGAUAACGUUGCCGGAUGCGAGACUGUGAUGGACUUGGGUUUUGGUUCUUGCAAGCUCCAGGUUCAAGUGCCCGAAAAGGGCAAAUAUUCUUCGACUAGGGAUUUGAUCGGCCGUACUAUCGGUACUAGCUUCCCCAACUUGACGGCUGAGCACUUCGUCAAGAUUGAGGCGGGACUCGACCCAGCGUCGGACCAGCAACCUCCCACGCAAACUUUGCGUACCAAUAUCAUUGAAUUAAGCGGUAGCGUUGAGGCUGCUUGCGCUCUCGGCGUUGCUGAGGGCAUUGUCGAUCUCGUCGAAUCUGGGGAAACGAUGCGCGCUGCUGGCCUCGAAGCAAUUGAUACUGUAGUCGAGUCUAGCGCCAUAUUGAUCAAGUCAACGAAGCCAUCUAACGCAGAUUUGGUAGAGCUUAUCGCCUCGCGAAUCCGCGGCGUCAUUACAGCUCAGAAGUUUGUACUGUGCCAGUACAACGUGGAACGCUCUAAGCUCGUCGAAGCGACAAGAAUCACUCCUGGCAAGCGUGCUGCCACCAUUACGCAGCUUGACGCUGACGGUUGGGUCGCUGUUAGCUCAAUGGUUGAGAAGAACAAGAUUGCGCUGGUUAUGGAUGAGUUGACCCGCGUGGGGGCCCAGGACAUCCUCGUUCUCGACAUUCACAACACUCGGUAG